This is a messenger RNA of Cyprinus carpio (common carp), 4750 nucleotides long. Its product is annotated as NACHT, LRR and PYD domains-containing protein 3-like. NCBI's taxonomy places the organism in Eukaryota, Metazoa, Chordata, Actinopteri, Cypriniformes, Cyprinidae. The transcript has 11 exons. The coding region runs from base 142 to 3171 and encodes 1009 amino acids. The record is from RefSeq and is a predicted model, not a curated record. Gene Ontology annotation, molecular function: protein binding.
CGGAAAAACUAACUUUUUUUAGCGGAAGCCCCAUCCACACACCGCUCCUCCCAUUUUCACAGUUGUUCGUCAAAGUGAAAGUAUAAUCCAUCGGCAAAUAUUGGAAUUUAAUGAAAACAGAAACAUCUUUACACAAUUUUAAUGGAAUCAGAUGGAAAUCCGCAUUAUGAGAAACUAUCCUCAGAUAUGUUUCCACACAGACCAGAUCCUCCAGAACCCAGCUGUGUGUCCAUGAAGAGUGACUGGUCAAUGGAUCAUCCUCCUGAGUUUAGUGGACACAAUGAAAAGUCUAGGUUAACGAUACCAGAACUCAGCUGUGUGUCCAUGAAGAGUGACUGGUCAAUGGAUCAUCCACCUGAGUUUAGUGGACACACUGAUCUUGGGUUAAGAUCAAACCUGCCAGAAUCCAGCUGUGUGUCCAAGAAGAGUGACCAGUCAGUGGAUCCUCUGCGUAACUUUAGUGGACACAUCUGGGGUCAAUCUGAUCUUGGGUUCAGACAUGACCCUGCUGAACCCCUCAAGUUAUUUAGAUCAAAUCUGAUGAAGAAGUUUGAGUGUCUGUGUGAGGGAACAGCGACGCAGGGAAACCCAACACUGCUGAAUGAGAUUUACACAGAGCUCUGCAUCACAGAGAGUGAGAGUGGAGAGAUCAAUAAUGAGCACGAGGUGAGACAGAUUGAGACACAGUCCAGGAGAGCAGCAACAGAGGAGACACCGAUCAAAUGCAGUGACAUCUUCAGACCUUUACCUGGACAAGACAAACCUAUCAGAACUGUGCUGACAAAGGGAGUUGCUGGCAUUGGAAAAACAGUCUCUGUGCAGAAGUUCAUCCUGGACUGGGCUGAAGGGAAAGAGAAUCAGGACCUCCAGGUCAUAUUUCCACUUCCUUUCAGAGAACUCAACUUGAUGAAGGACAAAACACUCAGUCUUUUAGGUCUUCUGCAGGUCUUCAUCCCUGAAACCAAAGAAUUAGAAAUAUCCAGUGAUGAAUAUAAAAUGUUGUUCAUCUUUGAUGGUCUGGACGAGUGCCGUCUUUCCUUAAACUUUGACAGCAAUGAGACUCUACAGGAUGUGACCAAAGAGACAUCAGUGGACGUUCUGCUGACGAACCUAAUUGUGGGGAAUCUGCUUCCCUCUGCUCUCAUCUGGAUCACCUCCAGACCAGCAGCAGCUGAUCUCGUCCCCUCUGAGUGCAUCCAUCGAGUGACUGAGGUACGAGGCUUUAAUGAUCCACAGAAGGAGGAAUACUUCAGGAAGAGAAUCAGAGAUCAGAGUCUGGCCAACAGGAUCAUCUCACACCUGAAGUCAUCAAGGAGCCUCUUCAUCAUGUGCCACAUCCCUGUCUUCUGCUGGAUCUCAGCUACUGUUCUGGAGAAGAUGAUGAGUGAAGCAGAGAGUGGAGAGAUUCCCAAGACUCUCACUCAAAUGUACACACACUUCCUGAUCAUUCAGACCAACAUCAAACAUGAGAAGGACUAUGAGAAGAAAGUGAAGGAUGAAGACAUGAUCCUCAAACUGGGGAAACUGUCUUUCCAGCAGCUUGUGAAAGGAAACCUGAUCUUCUAUGGGGAAGACCUGAGAGAGUGUGGCAUUGAUGAGACUGAAGCAUCAGUGUACUCAGGAUUGUGCACUCAGAUCUUCAGAGAGGAGUUGGGCUUGUAUCAGGGAAAAGUGUUCUGCUUUGUUCAUCUGAGCAUUCAGGAGCAUCUCGCAGCUCUAUAUGUGCUGCUUUCAUUCCUGCUGGACAAGAGGGAUGUGCUCAAUGAAAAGCUCAGCUCAAAACAUGCACAUGAGUUCACAUGUCACACAAUAUCUGACCUGCAUCAGAGAGCCGUGGACAAGGCUUUACAGAGUAAGAAUGGACAUCUGGACCUUUUCCUCAGAUUUCUUCUGGGUCUCUCGCUGGAGUCCAAUCACACGCUCCUGAAAUAUCUCCUGACACACACUGCAAACAUCUUGUACAGAGAAGAGAAAACGAUUGAGUACAUUAAAACAAGAAUAAGAAUGAAUCGCUCACCAGAGAAAUCCAUCAAUCUGUUCCACUGUUUAAAUGAACUCGGUGAUCAGUCUCUCGUCAGUGAAGUCCAGGAGUAUCUCAGAUCUGGAGAACUGUCAAGCGCUAGACUGUCCUCGACACAGUGGUCAGCUAUUGUCUUCAUUUUUUUGACCUCAGAGCAGUUGGAUAAAUUUGAUUUGAGUAAAUACAUAAGCAGAGAGCAAAACCAAAACCACAUGACACCUGAUAAACUUCUUCUGAAGCUCUUGCCUGUCGUUGAAGCCUCCAGAUCAGCAGAGUUGAAAGGUUGUAGCGUCACAGCUGAAGGUUGUGCUGCUCUGAGUUCAGCACUGAGAUCAAACUCCUCACAGCUGAGAAAACUGAAUCUGUCUGAGAAUAAUGUAGGAGAUGCAGGAGUGAAGCUGAUCUCUGAUGCACUGAAGGAUCCUCACUGUAAACUGGAGAAACUGAGGUUGAGAUAUUGUGGCAUCACAGAUGAAGGUUGUGCUUCUCUGAGUUCAGCUCUGAGAUCAAACUCCUCACAGCUGAGAGAACUGGAUCUGACUGGGAAUAAAGUAGGAGAUGCAGGAGUGAAGCUGAUCUCUGAUGCACUGAAGGAUCCUCACUGUAAACUGGAGAUACUGAGGUUGUAUAAGUGUGGCGUCACAGCUGAAGGUUGUGCUGCUCUGAGUUCAGCUCUGAGAUCAAACUCCUCACAGCUGAGAGAACUGGAUCUGUCUAGGAAUAAUGUAGGAGAUGCAGGAGUGAAGAUGGUCUCUGAUGGACUAAAGGAUCCUCACUGUAAACUGGAGAAACUGAGGUUGUAUGAUUGUGGCGUCAGAGAUGAAGGUUGUUCUGCUUUGAGUUCAGCUCUGAGAUCAAACUCCUCACAGUUGAGAGAACUGGAUCUGUCUGUGAAUAAAGUAGGAGAUGCAGGAGUGAAGCUGAUCUCUGAUGCACUGAAGGAUCCUCACUGUAAACUGGAGAAACUGAUGUUGAGUAAGUGUGACGUCACAGAUGAAGGUUGUGCUGCUCUGAGUUCAGCUCUGAGAUCAAACUCCUCACAGCUGAGAGAACUGUAUCUGACUGGGAAUAAAGUAGGAGAUGUAGGAGUGAAGCUGCUCUAUGCUUUAAAAGAGGAUCCACGUUACAAACUGAAGACACUAAUGUAUUAAAUGAUGGAGAAUAUGGAUCAGGACAGACACAUUGAAGCCAACAGAAUCAUCAGAACUGAAGUCACAGUGAUCAAGCGCUGAUGUGUGUGAGUUACAUGAGUUUACAGAGACACUUUCACCAUAACUUGGAUUUUAACAACAGCAGCUGCACAGAGACAAAAGUUAGACAAAAAAAAUGUAAAGGGUCUGCUACUUUUAUUUGUAUCUUCUCAAAAUAAAAACUCAAAAUUGCAGAAAAACAGGAUGCUUCUCAUUUGCACAUCGCAAAUAUGAACAAACAAAUAAAAAAUAAACUUUCUAUUGCUUCCCACACAUGAGCUCUCCAGCAGAUCCUGAACAGUGAGGAAUAAUUCAGCUUUACCUCACAACAAAACUGUGACUGUGAUUAUGAAUGAGUGACAUGAUCAAGCAGAGGAUGUCAUUUAUUAUGAGGAAAUCAUUUAUUCAUAAUUACAUUAGUUACCAUGUUAAAUCUAGAUAAGCAUGUACUUGUUUUACUCGUUGUGCUAUUUCAGACCUUUAAUUUCCAUUUAGGCCCUAUUACUGACAGCAGAGAAUAAGUAAUAUUUAGAAUAAAAAUAUGUUGUCCUUUAUGCACAGGCAACUUUUCAAUACAUCUAAAUAUCACAAAACAAGUAUGUAUAUUUUAUGCUGUAUGAUAUGAUAAAAUCUAAAUUGUAUAUGCUUUAUGCUUUAUAUACAUCUUAUAUACCAAUAUGAUGUAAAAUAUGAUGAAUGUUGUAACACUAUUUGUUCUGAAUACGGUGUAAUAAGACUGUAAUCAUUAAUAAUAAUAAUCUCCGGCGCCUAAAAACACGUUUAAAACUCUCUUUAUGAUAUUUCUGAUGAUUGUAUUGUAUAUGAAUGUAAAGUAUUUUUUUGUACAUAAGAUUUAUUAAUCUCUUCCUCAGUGAAGUUGAGCUGAGUUAAUUCGGGGGUGAAUCCUGGAUGAUGAUGGUUUUUAAUGUCUCUGUCAAAUAUUAUGGUCAAGUUUGCUCAUCAAGUUAUUUUUAUGACAUAACUCCAAUUCUUAAAUCAUUAUUAUUUUUAAAAAAGUGGUGUGUGAAAAGCAGAAUAUUGUAGAUAUAUUUGUAUAAAUUUACCAGAAAUCUAAUGUAUCAACUCUUGAUCAAAUGAAACAAAAAAGAAAAAAAAACAUUAUUUCCCUAAACCAUGCAAACACAGUCAAACUAACAGUCUGCAUAACAAUCUUUAUGCUUAGUGAAAGAAAAUUUUGACAUUAUAUUACAUUUUAUUAAAUGCCACUAAAUUAAGUAAUGGAUUAAAAUAGCAAAAUCUCUAGGGCCUAAAAACAUGUAACCCGAGGGUUAAGCUGUAAUAUGUUCAAAACUCUCUUUGUGAUAUUUCUAAUUAUUCUAUUGUAUAUGAAUGUGAAGAAUUUUUUGUUAAAGAGAUUUGUUAAACUCUUCCUCAGUGAAGUUGAGCUGAGUUUCAUUUGUGGGGCCAGUGUUUGAUGAUGAUGUGAUAUCCUUAGGUUUGCUCUCCUGUUGAGUUAAUUUAUGACACAUCUGUCAUCCUCACAUCAUUAUCUUCAUUAAAAUUGGUUUAUGAAAAGUCA